AUGGCGAACGAAAAGUCCACCCUCGACGACAUCGCCCGCAAUACGUCUGAUGACAAUGUCGACCUCAAAUCUCUAGACUCUGACGCUCUCGCCUUGGCGCAGAUGGGUUACACCCAAGAGAUGAAGCGCAAUUACACUUGGUUCUCCCUCCUCGGCGUUGGCUUCUCCCUCACCAAUUCUUGGUGGGGCAUCUCUGCCGCCCUCAUCACUGGCAUCAACUCUGGGGGCCCUGUGCAAAUCGUCUACGGUUUGCUCUUCUUCGCACUCAUCUCAACAUGCGUGGGAAUAAGUCUAUCAGAGUUGGCAUCAGCACUCCCGAAUGCGGGGGGGCAGUAUUUCUGGGCGAAUGAGCUGGCGCCCAAAAGAUACGCGAACUUCGCCAGCUACUUGACAGGGUGGUUUGCCUGGGCGGGAAGUAUCUUCACCAGUGCUAGUGUCGCAUUGGCAACGGCAAGUGCCGCGGUGGGCUGCUGGCAACUGUCGCAUCCAGACUUCGUGAUAAUGCCAUGGCAUGUUUGGGUUGGAUACCUCGUCAUCAAUGUCUUCGCUUUCAUGUGGAACUGCUAUGCAAAAUGGCUACCCGUCAUAGCUCAGAUUUCGAUAUUCACUUCACUGAUAUCCUUCUUCAUUAUUCUGGUCACGGUCCCUGCAAAGGCGCCAACGCACCAGGAUGCAAAGUUCGUCUUUGCCAACUUCGUAAACAACACUGGGUGGUCGGCAAACGGGAUCGCUUUCAUCGUCGGCCUAAUCAACACCAACUACGCCUUCGCCUGCCUCGAUUGUGCCACUCACCUUGCCGAGGAAGUCAACCGCCCUGAAAAGAUGGUCCCUAUCGCCAUCAUGGGUACCGUCGCCAUUGGAUUCGUCACCUCAUGGUUCUACUCCAUCGCCCUGUUUUUCAGCAUGAACAACCUUAGCGAUCUCCAGACCACUUCUACUCUCGUACCGAUCUUGGCGUUGUUUUACCAAGCCCUUGGAAGUAAGGCAGGAGCCAUCGUGCUGGAGAGUCUGUUCAUAGCGACGGGCAUUUGGUGUCUAGUCGCAAGUCAUACGUGGCAGAGUCGCUUAUGCUGGUCCUUUGCUCGCGAUGGCGGCCUACCCUUUAGCAAAUUCCUCAGCCAUGUUGAUCCUCGAGUGGAUGUCCCUCUCCGUGCCCACUUCGUCAGUUGCGUUCUUGUGACCAUUCUCGGACUACUCUAUUUGGGAAGCUAUACAGCAUUCAACAGCAUGGUCACGGCCUGCAUCGUUCUGCUUUAUGUCUCGUACUCGAUUCCGGUCAUCUGUCUCCUGAUCAAAGGUCGCAACAAUAUUCAUCAUGGCCCCUUCUGGUUGGGCUCUUUUGGACUAUUCGCCAACAUCGUGUUGCUUUUGUGGACCUGCUUUACGAUUAUUAUGUACUCAUUCCCGCCGGCAAAACCCGUUUCCGGAGGAAAUAUGAAUUACGUCUCUGCUGUAUAUGGAGUCGUUGUGUUCAUUAUCGUCGUGGACUGGUUUGCGCGGGGAAAGAGGGGCUAUAGAGGACAAACUUUGAGGCGCGAAGAAGCAGAGGCAAACUUGACUGGCAAUGAGACCGUUAGGUAG
Letharia columbiana is the source of this 1581-nucleotide messenger RNA. RefSeq lists its product as uncharacterized. Lineage: Eukaryota; Fungi; Ascomycota; Lecanoromycetes; Lecanorales; Parmeliaceae. Gene Ontology annotation, molecular function: transmembrane transporter activity. The transcript is spliced from 3 exons. The record is from RefSeq and is a predicted model, not a curated record. Gene Ontology annotation, biological process: transmembrane transport. Gene Ontology annotation, cellular component: membrane. The coding region runs from base 1 to 1581 and encodes 526 amino acids.